GACAAGGAACAGCACUGGGUAGACUACGCUCAGCGCCUCGUCAAGACCCACGCGGCCCUGGUCGCAGAGCCUGAGGCGGAGUCCCAGGACAAGCUCCAGGAAUGCGACGGCCCCCGGGGCAGCCCGGGCCACGACGCGCGCGGCCUCCUCUUUAACCUGCGCGGCGCGGCCGAAUCCAUCGCGGACCCGCGCCGCCAGAUCGCGCCGCCGACGAAGGAGAGGCUGCAAAAGCUUGUUUCUGCGCGC
Messenger RNA from Prorocentrum cordatum, 246 nucleotides. The record is from the annotation of a GenBank genome assembly. NCBI's taxonomy places the organism in Eukaryota, Dinophyceae, Prorocentrales, Prorocentraceae.